This is a messenger RNA of Lingula anatina, 2421 nucleotides long. Its product is annotated as WD repeat-containing protein 55 homolog. Gene Ontology annotation, molecular function: protein binding. NCBI's taxonomy places the organism in Eukaryota, Metazoa, Brachiopoda, Lingulata, Lingulida, Lingulidae. The record is from RefSeq and is a predicted model, not a curated record.
UUUGUCGAGGUGGAGAGAGAUGCAGCAGGGAGGGACCGUGCGGUUCCUCAAUCACCACCAAGGUAGCGUACGAGGAGUCGCUUUCCACCCCAAGGAUAGAUAUCUUUUUUGCUCAGGGGCGUAUGAUGGGAAAGUGAACCUCUAUACUGCACAACGAUGUGAACUUUUACAUAGCUAUGCAAUAACAACAGUCAGUUUGGCACGCAAUAUCAAUGCAGUCAGGUUUAGUAGUGAUGGUCACAGGUUAAUAUGUACCAGCACUGCACGAAGACUGACAGUGGUGGAUGUGGAAAAAGGGGACCAAAUACUUGCAUAUGAUAACUGUGCUUUCAAUGGCCGUGACAGGACGGGUCUGGCUGUGGAUCCCAUCACUCCUAACAUGGUUGUCUGCUGCUGUGUCAAUGGAAAGGGUCUUAGUCUCUUUGAUCUCAGAAUGCCAUUACCUUUGGACUUAUUGUAUGAUGUUCAUCAUGGGAUAAUCAGAGAUAUAGCAUUCUUACAUGGCAGCUGGCCCUGGGGGAGGGGAGAGAGGACACUCAUGACAGUGGCUGCAGAUGGAGUGUGUAAAGUGGUGACCCUAGAUGGCCGUACUCUCCAUGCCGUCCACACAAACCAGUCCCUGAACACAGUGGCCCCCACACCAGAGACAUAUGGCUCAGCUGUUGAUGAUGGUUUCACUAGUUUGGUGAUGCUUGGAGGAGAGAACAUCAGUGCUUACAUUCCAGAAUGUGGUGUGCAGGAAAAACUCAAGGACAAUAAACUGGACGCUCCCAUAUGGAAACUCAGGUAUACGUCUAAUGGUAGUCAGCUGUUCUCAGCGUGUGAUGAGGGGGUGGUAAGGAGGUAUAGGAGGUGGCCGGACCAUCACCAGUACCUGGGAGAGGUGUUCAGACAUAAGAAUGACAUCGAAGAUAUGGACAUAUCGCCCUAUGAUGAAUAUCUUGUGACCUCAUCGAAGGACCGCUCAGUUGGAGUGUAUAAACUUGGACCACCCAAUCAUGGAGUAUCCGAAUACUGGGAGCUCACAUGAGGGAUGGGCAGCAUUUCAUUGAAGACCCUGUGGUAUAUGACCUUUGACCAUUGUGGGAUUGCCAUGGAGCAAGUGCUGUCUUCCUCUUACAGUGAUUACACGACAUUUUGUGGCCAGUAUGUGGAUACAGGAGAAGAUUCCUUAUGAACCAUGUUACUUUAAUUCAUCUGAUCCCUUUAAUUCAUCUGCGUCAUCCUUUAAUAUAACAUAAGCAUGAUGUGUGUGUGGGGGGGGGGAGGUAAUGAUACAAAAGUUUUGGGAGAAAAGUAUCCAUUUCCAAAUGAAUUUACGAAGUGGUUAGCAUAAUGAUUAAGAGCCUAGAGAGAGAGCAGCAGAAGUGGGACCAACAUACCGGGAAGUGAUUUUUUCGGCGGAAAAAAAGAAGAAAAAAUGAUUUGCAUUUAUCUGGAAUGGCCUGUCAAAACCUGAAAUGUUAACACUCAAGUCUUAUGAUCUGAUUGUGCCUCAUAAACGUUUUGAGAACUUUCCAUGAAGUUCAGGAAGAAGAUUGCAGAGUUGUUAGACAAUUACCAUCUCCAUGGCUUCUAUAAAUCUGGGACAUCUGGGAUGCAGCAUCCACUGUUGAAAGGAUUGAUAUCUUAAAAUGGAGCCCAUUCAUACUUCAGUUAAAUGCUGCUAUAUAUUGAACUGAUACCCUUAGGUUUACUCAGAAGUUAACACAGCUUAUUAAAGCUAUAUUUUGUAGUAUUCAUUUGUUUAUUUAUUUAUUUUAUCUUUGUGAGGAGGGUAUAAAGACAUUCCACUUGACUGAAUCAAUAUGAAUAUAUUUAUAUAUUUUUACAAUGCAGUAUAUUUGCUUCAAAAUUUUUACAAAUCUUGCGAAGUUGAGGCAAACAGUUUAAAGCAAUGUCGUAGUUAAACAAAAUUAUUUCAUUUUCACAUGUAAAAUUUGGCAUUGGGCUGAUAGUUUUAGCAGAGAAUGGAUUUUUUAUCUUAAUUCAAUAGAAAAACUUCAGUUUUGAUUAAUAACUUGAAGUUUGUUUAAUUAUAAGAAUAUUAUUUUGCUAAGAAUAGCUGGAACCUGAUAGUAAUCAUUUCUGUUUACAGCAAUAUUGUGUGCAAUAAAAUCUUUUGUUCAGCUCCAGUAAGUCAAAAAAUUGAAAUCUUCCAGAUGCAAUGUUUCAAGUAUAUACAUGAAAAAAAAAUACAGGUAAUUAGUGAACAAAGUCUAGUGCUGAGGUUUUACAGAAUCAGCAUGGAUUAUUUUUGGAAAUUGUUACAAGUUCAGCAGUGAUUAUCUUCCAUUUGUGUGUGUAUAUUUUUCUUUGACAUAAAGCAGUUACCCAAACUUACAUCAGUAACAUACCAACUUAUUCCUUUCAUGUAGCUACCAUUUUUUAAAAAAAUAAAACAAAAUUCAUCCCAUGUUU